AUGGCUUCUCAGGUCGCCCACAUCCAAUACGCACCGCCAAGUCCGUUUACUCAGGAGGCCGAUGCUGGCUUCCGGAAAGUCCCCCUGGCCGCACCCCCCUUCCCGCUCCGACCCCGCCACCGCCUGCCCCGGGUUCGAGGCCCAAGGGCCAAAUUGACUGCCGAAGAAGAGGAGGAGAGAAAGAGCUUGCGAAAGCAGCUCCCGAGUCUCCGGCGUGCCGGAGCAGCAGGCGCGCUCUUAGGCGUGGGGGCAGGGGUUACAGCGACGGUCUUCGGGAAACAAGCAGUAAAUAUGACCAUCAUGUAUCUAAUGUUCGUUCUUGCCUCCAGCUCCACGGAUAUUCUGAUGAUGGUCGGGAAAGAGAAACGGUUGCUAGAGCUCGAAAACAAGAAGCGCAAGUGA
Klebsormidium nitens is the source of this 402-nucleotide messenger RNA. NCBI's taxonomy places the organism in Eukaryota, Viridiplantae, Streptophyta, Klebsormidiophyceae, Klebsormidiales, Klebsormidiaceae. The record is from the annotation of a GenBank genome assembly.